Molecule: messenger RNA, 5580 nt
Organism: Phytomonas sp. EM1
Lineage: Eukaryota; Euglenozoa; Kinetoplastea; Trypanosomatida; Trypanosomatidae
Source: the annotation of a GenBank genome assembly
AUGCAACAUGCGCCUACAUGGGAUCAGGAACGACAAGUCGUGCUUGUGCAACUCCAUCACAUCAUACUCGCACUCCGUUCGGGUCUCAAAUUUGGAUCAAAGGGCCGCUAUGCCAGUGGUGACAAAGUCCAUGAGCACCCACUUCUAUAUAGUGCUAUGGAGUUGCGCAAGCGGCUCUUAUCAUGCACUCAGAUGAGCCAUUUGGACUGGGCACCCUCAUACCAUCCCCUCGGCACGCACAGUCUAAACCGUGGCGAUUCGAAGCGCCAUGAGGUUGGGGAAAGUGGCAAUCUUCACUUACCUCAGGCCGAUGUCAGGGAUUUUUUUUCUACAGCAACAAAAUCGGCGCGCCGUUCAUCCUUUUCUCGAAUUCAUGAAUUGACGGAGUCUGAAAUACUAUCUCCAUUCUGUGAGGUCUGCCGUUGCCCUGAUAUUGGCGAGCCCAUCAUCAUUGUGGCCCUUUCCGCUAUUGAUACCAUACUUGAUUUUUCUCGCUCCAUCAUUACUGAAAAAGGAGUGAAGCUGGCAAUUGAGGCAGCCCUGAGCGUGCGGAGUAAAGCGUCCGAUCCCGCCGCCCACGAGGUUCUCCUCGCACGCACGGUGCAAGUGUGCGUCACCUGCAUGCGCCAUCCGGCCGCCGUGGAGCUGCCUGAGGACCUGUACAUCCGGAUUGUCCGCCGUACCUUGGUGAUAUCGUUCCGGUCGGAAGCCACGCCCCUUUUGAAGCGCGUCGCGGAGGGCUUCAUGUCUUUCCUGGUGACCUGCCUUUACAGCCGUGUGGUCGACCGGCAGAAGGCUUAUGCCCGUAUAGCCUUGGAGUCCGCAUCCUACCGUCAUCAGAGCUUCACUCAAGGGCUCACGACGGGAGGUGAGGCGACCUCCUCGAGGAUGAAGAUAUUCUCAACUCACGAUGGAAGCUUCACAUUCACCCCACUCGCGGUACCGCCCCUAGACGGUGCCUCUAUGAUGCGUUACAUCAGUUCUCUUAUAAGCACUGAGGUGACUCUGCUGGAUGCGGAAGGCAACAUGGUAUCGAAUGACGACAGUCUGGAAAAGGCGAGGAGCUCUGGGUUUACUGUGGUGUCCGAUCAGAACAAUCCUACAAUCCAGCUAGAGGGUCUUUCUUUGGCGCAAGCGGCUCUCUUAACUAUUCAAGAACACCUCUCCGACUCAUGCUCUGCCGAACUUUUAUCUGUCGUGCAGAAUAAUCUCUGUCGGGCACUACUGGUCGCGGCCAUGAGCACCACUCAUGUGGUUGUCUUCGCUCUGGUGCUGCGCAUCAUCCACAUUGUAGUUGAAAGCGCCGCGCAUGUAUUGACGCCGCAAAUUUUUAAUUUUCUUCGUUUUAUCCAUCUUAACCCGAUUAUCGCCCCUACAGCGAGGAUGGACCGAGUUAAUAGCUCUCAAUCCAAUAGUAUUCGUGCGAACCCCACUAAUUCUACUCGAAGUGCGACCACGCUGCUACCACUGAAUGCCAGGGUUCAUCGAUCUUUUGUUAGUGACACUUUAUUAGAUGACAUUCCGUAUUCGCGACCCAAUAACCCGCUCGAGUGUCGUGAGAUUCUACUAGAGAGUCUUGCUGAGUUCUGUAGCAAUCCGUCUUUUUGUAGCUUCUGUUUUCUUCACUACGACCUCUCGUGGCGAUGCCACUCUCUGCUCCCACAGCUGUGCGACGUGCUCGUUGAAAGUGCCUGUCCAUCCGCGAUGGGCAUUAAUAGCAAUAUGUCUCAGUCAGUCCUGUUAAAUGACAAUAGCAUGCAGGUCCAUCCCAGACCCAAUAAUGGGAAGGUGAGAGUAAAAGAUGAUGAUUCAGACGACAAGGGAGUUGAUAUACUUCCCAUUAGCCGAAUUGAGCUUGUUGCGCUUGACGCUGCCACGAGUAUGGUGUCAAACUUUGCCUCGCGAUCAUCGGAAAGCCCCUACUCAAUUCCUCAGGAUACCUCAGACAGGUGUAACAUCGUCACCUCGUGGAAGGCGACAGUCGAAAACAUGAUCACACAGAAGAGUCUAUUACUUAAAUUUGCUGCUCUUUUUGAGGAGUCCCCUCUAAAAAAAGGUAUACCAUUUUUAUUGGAAAAUUCUAUACGCCUGAAGGCGGAUGAGGGGAAACGCGAUGCCGAAAGCCAUCGCUUUUCGCUUGUGCUUGCAGAGCCAGCUGGGGGAUAUGAAAUUGGCCAAUGCUUAUAUCGCCUCAGUCAUUUGUUAAACAAGAAUGUUCUGGGCAACUAUAUUGGCGAACUUGGUACUGAAAGAGUACCAAAACCACCUGAGGAUCAGGUUGUGAUCCUUCCCGAUGGAACGUUCACUACCGCGGUAGAGGAGUGGGAGAAGAGUCGCUCUGAAGAUCACCUUCAACCAGGUACUGUGUGCUUUUUUCGUCGGCAGCUUGAGGGAUUUGUGGGGGAGUUUAAUUUUGAUAAUAAAUCACUGUUAACAUCUAUACGUGAACUGGUCUACCAUCUCUGCCUUCCAGGCGAGUCUCAGAAGAUUGAUCGCGUCAUCGAGGUCUUUGCCAAGCACUGGUACUUACACAAUGUAAAUUCUGAAAAGCACAUCAACCCCUUCAGCAGCGAAUCUGGCGCGUUUGUCCUUUCCUUUGCUAUCAUCAUGCUCAAUACGGAUCUACAUUCUGGAAAGAUUCAAAAAAGUAUGACUCAAAGCGACUUCAAGAACAUAAAUCGUUCCAUCGACAAUGGCAACAGCCUUCCCGAUGAAUACCUAUUCACCAUUUACAACGACGUGAAGCGUCACGAGUUGGUCAUGGCAGAAACAGUAAACCGAGACUUUGCAAACAAAGUGACGUGGGAUCUCGAGAUUAGCCGCUUUAGCUCUGAAUGUGAGGAUAACUUUGCGAUUUAUUACAUCAGCAACGCAAUUAAACAGUCUGAGGGAGGAGGGGUGCAACCACACUCCAUACACGCUUCAUCGGCUCCAACCCCGACUUGCUCCUUGCGGGAUGAAAAGAUACUCUCUGAGCUGGACCCAUAUGCUUUCAAUGUAAUACAAAGUCGCUGCUUUUUGAUCUUCAAACACCUUCUGGCGAAAUCAUGUGCACAGGUCAUGCGACUGAAUCCUCGUGGUUCUACACUCAAAGAUGCCUUGGAUGAUGCGCAUUCGAUCCUGCCGAAGGCAACAUCAGCUUUAUUAUCGAGUAUCCGGGGUAUUCGUAUGUUGUCUUGCUCGGCGACCGCACUAGGGAUGCAUGAGAUUUCCGACGAAUGUAUUAUGACUCUAUCGUCCUAUGUGCGCGUGAAUUUUUCUGAAGGCAUGGACGCGGUGGAUGAUUUGUAUCGAAACCUACCAACACUUAUCCUUAUUAAGGAGAUUUUCUCGCUCCUCUUCUGGACCACCCCAAGUCUGCAGAACAGCUGCUCGGUGGUGGGCAAUUUGCUGCUGAAUUUAUACUUUCUAGGCAUGCUUGCGGUGGAGACCGACCCCGGCGAGUGUUACCGUUGCUUAGCGGAGACCGUCUUCCGACCUCCAGAUUUCGCGGUCUUGCACGGCCUCGACCCCUCGCGGAGCCAGACGCAGACAAAGAAGAGCGUGGGGUGGCUUGCCGCCUUGUGGGGGAGCGCCUUCAACUCAAGCGAAAAUGAGGACCCGCAGGGGGAGGGCCCCAGCUCGAGCCCCGCGCUCGGCCUGCAGCUCGAGGCUCGCGUGCGGGAGUGCGUCCCGAAUAUGGAGGAUAUCCUUCGCGUCAUCUGCAAUCUCCCGAUCGCUGCCCGUGAGCGGUUGCUGCGGGUUCUCAUGGGUGUCGACUGCGGUUCCGCUUCGCCUGGGCAUUUUCGAGGGAUGAAGUCGAACUCACUGUCGGUCUGCUGCUAUAGGCUCAGUUUCGUUACGGCGUGCGUGGCGGCAACAACGUCCUACCCUGAAAUGGCGGAGCUGUUCGAUUCGUAUCUGGGGUACCUACAGAGCGUGCUCAACGUUUACUUUGCGGCGGGCGACGGUCGUGGGCGAAUGGAUCCGGACCUGGAUGACAGAGACGCCUCGACUCACCAACUCUCGAGUGGCAAGAAGACGAGUGUGACUGCCCCGUCGAUCGAUGAAAAGGUCAUGAGGGAAACCGUCAGCACGGUUUUAAAGAUUUUGCAGUCGAUUUAUUUUCGCAGAAAUAGUAUUGCAAUCUCUGCCACUAUUGUACCGAGGAUUUCUAGAGUGUUCUUGUCAGUGCCGAAGCCAGCCUUCAAUGACUUUGUGGCACUUCCACUCGUCAAAUUUUUGUCGUUAUGGAUCAUAGACAUGGUUCUUGACAAAGCCGAACCCUGCCUGAGAAACAGUUAUAUUCAAAAUAAUUCGAAUCCUUCCCUUACCCUCAAAUCGUACGUUUCUAUGGUGGUUGGAUUCUUGGUUGACAUCGUUGCACGACUGGACGUUCCCGCGUUCGACCCAAGUGUGCUCACCGAGAUUGGCACUAUUUUACUACGCUUUGCAAAAAUUGUGAUGUACGACGUGGCAUCUGAGACAGAGGUGUUCCUUAAGCUGGCGCUAAGUCUCGAAAUUUUGGAUAGAGAGCAGAGACAUCGACGGCAAUCGCAGGGGUUGUUCUCCGCCGACUCUACUUCUGCCCACAGGGUUGAGAGGGAUUUGGGAGAGUUUCAGCGGUCUUCUUCAUCCCCGGCUUCGUCGGAGGAGAACAUGUUUGCGGAGAUCCUGGGCCUUUGCUGUGGCAAUGUUGUUCGCCUGCGGAAAGUUCUGACCUCUUCUUUUGUGAAUACGCACCACAGAGCCGAAGAAGGACUUCGGAAGACUUCUGAGGAUAGUAAAACUUCACCCCAAUCUAGCGUUAACUGGCAACAGUUAUGGAUCCUGUCUCUUCAAAGUCUGUCAAGUCUCAUAUUAUCCUCUCCGAUGGGCUCACGAAGUAGGAGGAGCGCCAUGCUCGCACUUCAGCACGCGGUUCUGGAUAUGGAACCAGGAACUCUGGAUGCUGCUACCAUUGGAUCUGCCUACGAAAUGGUUUUAUUCCCUCUCACGGAAACGGUAUGCGCUUCUUCAUCCACUUUAGCUGCCUCCACCGCCGUUUCACCGGAACUAUGCGCAGCGGACCCUUCGCAUGCUCCAGCAAUUCAGUAUUCCUCGGGCGCUUCGGGGGUCUGGGUCGCCUCGCUACAGCAGCUAGUGUUACCGCCAUUAUCAGUCAAAGUACGACCUGCCUCUGUGGAAGACAAAAGUUGCAUUAUUAACAUUCUUUCCAAAGUAUUUUUACACCAUAUGCCGAUUCUGGAGGGGAUGCCUGAGAUAUUGUGGGCACUAUGGCAGUCCAUUCUGAGUACCCUCUAUGCCGUUUAUACAGCCUCACUUGCUGUUCAAGACGAGGUUCUUAACGAGAAUGAUAAGGUAUCGUUGCCGAGAAAUAAAUGUGUGGAGACUGAGUACCUUAUGGAAGAGGCUUCUCUAUUGCAAAUGGCUGUCGAGGAAACAGUGAAGAAUAUGAUCUACGUCGUAGCAUCUUCGGGAGGCAAUGUGCUGUCACUGACCUUGUCUGGACAGGCAUCCUCGUUUCCGGCUUUUACUCGAAGUCUUAUUUCACCUUUUCCCUUCUCGGGACCGCUUCUUGAGUUUUUGGACAAUAUCUAG